Messenger RNA from Cordyceps fumosorosea ARSEF 2679, 279 nucleotides. Its product is annotated as NADH-ubiquinone oxidoreductase. The transcript has 3 exons. NCBI's taxonomy places the organism in Eukaryota, Fungi, Ascomycota, Sordariomycetes, Hypocreales, Cordycipitaceae. The record is from RefSeq and is a predicted model, not a curated record. The coding region runs from base 1 to 279 and encodes 92 amino acids.
AUGUCUGGAAAAUACGCCUUCACCAAGUCCCUCAAGGAGCUUCGCUUCCUCUUCUGCCAGACGUCCGAGGCUAGCGCGCCCGUACGGAACUUCCUCGUCCGCGCGUACCCCACGAUGAAGAAGAACAACCCGAACAUCCCCAUCAUGAUGCGCGAGGCCGCCGGCACCGUGCCCAAAGUCUUUGCCCGCUACGAGUUUGGUGUCGAGAAGGCCCAGUCCCUCGAGGGCCUGUCGGAUAAGCAGAUCGAAGACACCAUCACCGGCCUUGUCAAGCAGUGA